UUUAAAAAAAAACAUGCAUACGUACCAUACGUAGAAAAGUAAAAAAACUGAAGAAACGAUUGUAUUCGUUUUGUAUCGAAACUUUAAUAUUCACACUUACAAAAAUUAUUGAACAAUUUCGUUUAUUAUGAGACUUAUUAAAAAGCUUGAAAAGGUUAAACAAUAACAGUGCUCCUAAGACUGUGCUAUGCAAAAUUGUUUAGUGUAGUGUAUUUUUUUAAGAACAAAAAUAAAAGAGAAACAAGUAAGAAAAUUAAAUUCGGUCGGAAGCAAAUGUUUUAUACCUAUCGUCUACCCCCAAAAACAGGCGAAAGAAAAAAUUAGAGCCUCUUAAAACAAUUGUUUCGCUGUUGGUUUCUGUUUAAUGAACGAAGCCGACGACAUACCAUUAACCCAGAGUACGCGUAGCAGCGCACCGAUCGGCAAUAAUUGCAGUUUAAAAUCGAUAAUACCAGCUCUCGGGAUGUCAUCAUGUAGAGGCAACGCAGAAGCAUUUGCACGGCAUCUAUCAUCCAAGCUGCGAACCUUAGGCUCUCAGGCUGAUGAGUAUUGUUUAGAUGUAUCGGAUGAAAGUUUCACAAAUGGUGAUGCAUCAACCUCUACUAACACUUGGAUAUCUCAGGAUUAUUUAAAGACUGCUCAGCAUAGACCAGUAACCGAAAUGCAGCCAUUGCGUCAUGAUAAUGGAUCGUUUUUCGAUUUUCAUUGUGAACUUGAAAGUCCAGGCAGCCCUGUGAAUGAAUGUGAAUAUUUGCGUUUAAUAGAAUCUAACACUAGUUCAACUUAUAACUCAGCCAAUACGUCAGAUUAUAGUUGUGAUUCAUUGGCUGGUAGCCAACGCCCGUCUUUUGAUAUCAGAUCUCAACUAGAUUUAACUUUAGCGGAUUCAACGCAAGAAUCGCAAAAUAGUUCAGAGAAAAGACUAAAUAACGGUGUUGAAGGACCAGGACAGUUUGCAAACAAUCUUUCAGUAGAUGAUGACUUUAACACUACACUGUCCAUUGACGGGCCCGAUAUACCGGAUUAUGCCGUUAAUAAAAGUAUAUUACAAGAACUGCAAAAGUAUAGUGAAAUCAUUACCGAUAAUAGCCCAAAUAAUGACUAUCACGACGAUGGAAGCGACCGACUGUCAGCAAUGCAAAUAUUAAUAAACGGUUACGGUUAUUGUAAUAAAGAACUUUUGGAUAUUAAUAAGGAGAAAGAUACAGAAGAUUUAGACUCGAACAAUAAUGAAGCGACUAGCUCGAUGUCAGUAAAUUUAGGAAUACAUUCAGUAGCUACAACGAAUCUUUCACCCUCAUCUUUGUACAUCACCACCACCGAUGAUGAGGACGAUUGCCGUCCUCAAGCAGUUCGACGUUGUUCUUCAUUGAAAACUGGCAAAACACCGCCCGGAACGCCAAGCCGCAAGAAAAUUGUUCGCUUUGCGGAUGCGCUAGGUUUAGAUUUGGCCGACAUUAAGACAUUUCUAGAUGAAAUACCCACCAUACCAAAGUCAGCUUUUGACGAUCUUGAGAUAAUAGAGAAUGAAACGCCCAUGCAAUUUGGACCUAGAUCAGAAAAAAUGUUAAUACCAUUAUUUCAGCAACCAGGCGGUUUGUCGACCUUCCUUGAUUUGGUGCGCGAGAAAUUAGUUGUUUUGGAAAAUGCUGCGGUCACUGAUAGCAUUAAUCAUACUAUUACCGGAUUUAUACGAGUACGUAAUUUGGAUUUUCACAAAUCGGUUCAUAUACGUUACACGCUGGACGCUUGGCGUAGUUAUGCUGACUUACAAUGUAAUUACGUUGAAAAUUCAUGCGAUGGCUUCUCUGAUAAAUUUACUUUUACGCUGUUUGGCAAUUCGUUGCAUAUCGGUCAACGACUUGAAUUUGCUGUACGUUUCCAAUGCAAAGGUCACCAACAUUGGGAUAAUAAUUAUGGUAUAAAUUAUUGUUUUCAAUGUUUGCCCAGCUCGACUGCUGUUAUACAUAACAUUACUUCGCCAUUACUUCCUUCACAACAAUCGAAUAACAUAUACGGAAUUUUAAGUCAUACAAUAAGCGAGGCGUGGUGUAGUUCUUUUUAUUAAUCAAAAGAGAGACCAAAUCAAAUGCUAUAAUUGCGGUCAAAAGGAGACCGAUAUAAAGAAUAAAAAAAUUUAUUGAAAAAUUAACAUUAGUAAGAAAACAAAAAACCAAAAUUACUCAGGAAACUUUUAUAAAAAAUAUUAUAUUUACAAGACUGCGAUUAUGGCAUUGAAUCUAAAUGUGUAAAUUUAUAGUUUGCAUAUAAAAGUUAUUUCAGAAAAGUAGAAUUUCUUUUAUGCUAACACUCGCGCGCUUAUAAAGAAUGAAAAAAUUUAGAUAUUGCUUUAGGCAAAGAAAACUUUUCAUUAUUAUUGAAUGUAGUUCAGCAUAAUUCAAUUAUAAUUCCGCAAGCAUUCAAUUCAUUUAUUUAGGAUAACUCACAGUACAGGCCUACAGGGCAUCGAAGGAAUCCAAUCACUUAAAUUUUCAACUCAGUACCAGUGCCACAAUGUCAUUAGAAAAAUACAUGUAGAAAACAGAAAAAAAAAAUUAUGAUUAUUAGAUUUAUUUACAAACGAAAUGUAAAAUUUAUUACAAUCAAA
Molecule: messenger RNA, 2608 nt
Organism: Glossina fuscipes
Lineage: Eukaryota; Metazoa; Arthropoda; Insecta; Diptera; Glossinidae
Gene: Gbs-76A
Product: glycogen-binding subunit 76A
Exons: 3
Coding region: 365-2068 (567 amino acids)
Biological process (GO): regulation of glycogen biosynthetic process
Cellular component (GO): protein phosphatase type 1 complex
Molecular function (GO): glycogen binding; protein phosphatase 1 binding
Source: RefSeq, a predicted model, not a curated record